UGCGCAGCAAGCGCCUGGCGUUCCUCCAGCGCUGGCAUCUGCCCGUGCCCGACCCCGACCACGGCUACCACAGCCUGGAGGAGGAACAGCAGCAGCAGAACAGGGGUGUCUGCCUGGAAAUCGGGGAGCAGCGCGGUAAUAACGGGGAUUUAGAGCAUCCUGAGGAUGCGGGGAUUCAGCCCGGAGGGGUCCCCGAGGAGCAGGAGGGGCUCCGGGGUGCGGCUGAGGAGGGAGAAGCCUUGGCUGAAGAGGAACGUGAGGACUCGGAAACAGAGCAAGACUUCCCAAUAUCCACCAGACCUGUCUGUGCGAAUAAAUUAAUCGAUUAUAUCAUCGGGGGAGUAUCCAGCGGCGAGGAGAGUGAGGAAGACUGGGAUGAUGGUGAUGAUGAUGAUGAUGAAGAUGAUGAUGACGGGUUUGAUAGCGAAGAGCUGCCCUCCGACUCAGACGCCGGCAGCCAGGACGGGGAGAGGCUUCAUCUGUGGAACUCCUUCUACAGCUUGGAUCCCUACAACCCUCAGAACUUCACGGCCACCAUCCAAACGUCUUCCAGCGAGCCGGGAAAGGGAAUGUCGGACAUGGAGGAGGAGGAGGAGGAGGAGGAGGAGGAAGGCUCAUGGGCAGAGUCCUCUGAGGGCUCGCCUAGUUCCGAUGAGGACGAGUGGGACUGCGAGAGCGUGGAUGAGGCGGAGAGCUUGAAACUUUGGAACUCGUUCUGUAGCUCGGACGAUCCCUAUAACCCUUUGAACUUCACGGCGGCUUUUCAGCCCGCGGAGAAAAAAGGGACGGCGGCUUUGCCAGGGGCGGAGAGGGCGAGCUGUGCCCCCUCGGAGCAUUCCGGCGUGUGCAGGGCACGGCUGCAAAAACACAACUGCGGCAGCGCUGAGCUGGGCCAGAGCAGCGAGAAAACUGCCAGCUCCAAGCGGAAAAAGGUGACAUUCCAGGAGGAGGUGACCGAGUACUACAUCAGCAGCGAGGAGGAUCGCCGGGGGCCCUGGGAGGAGCUGGCCCGCGAUGGCUGCCGCUUC
Zonotrichia albicollis (white-throated sparrow) is the source of this 1028-nucleotide messenger RNA. NCBI's taxonomy places the organism in Eukaryota, Metazoa, Chordata, Aves, Passeriformes, Passerellidae. The record is from RefSeq and is a predicted model, not a curated record.